Molecule: messenger RNA, 249 nt
Organism: Trichomonas vaginalis G3
Lineage: Eukaryota; Parabasalia; Trichomonadida; Trichomonadidae
Product: organellar and viral DNA polymerase type B
Exons: 1
Coding region: 1-249 (82 amino acids)
Source: RefSeq, a predicted model, not a curated record
AUGCGAAACGACUAUGCAGACUUAAAGAAAGAAGCAGAAAAGCCAGCAGAAGAUAAAAUGGACAUGUUAGCAUUUCUGAACAAAAACUAUCCAACAGUAGAAGAUUUCCUUCUAUCUGACGUCAAGAAGAAAUAUAAAGAGACUUUCGGCAUUGUUAAAACUUUUGAUAUCCUCAGCGAAGAAAUAGAAGCUACAAAACUGUUUAGGAUUUCAAAUAUACAUCGUACAAUUCAUGUAAAACGCUUGUGA